UAACGUCGAAUUUGACCGGCAGGUUUCAUUUUUACCGUUCCAGCAUUUUACCGCCUAUACGAGCCCUGACGCGGCCCUAAGGAAACAUUUCUCUUUCUUACCCUCUCUCAUUAUCAAUGUCCUGCUUGUACUAAGAGAUGACGAAUGCUGUUGCGUGAAGACGAGAAAGAAAUUUCGUCACUGGGAUAUCAGCUGUUUCUCUGCCCCAACCUGUCUAUGCUACCUUUCUGACAUAUAUUUACCCCCAACUUUGUCCUUCAAAUCAGUCCCCUGCCAUGCAACCACUCACUUCCGCAAUGACGACAUUCAAAAAAUCGCUAUUGGCGGCUCUCAAGUCGUUCCUCCGAGGCAGGUCCUUCUUGCAAGCCUUGUUUGCCUUUUGGAUUAGCCCGAAGACUCUGAAGGAGCACCAAGUCGGUGGAACGAAGGUAUAUCCAUCCAGAACCAUCGAAGAGUUUUUGAGAGAAGCAGAUAAGCUUCUGUUGGGCCCCCUCGAAGGAGAUAGGCUACAUAUGUAUUCGUUGGACCUCAAGAACCAGUUUCGGGAACGGUUACACACCCACGCAGAAUGCAUGCUUCCAUCAUUUAACCACCUACUCCCCACCGGAAGGGAACGAGGCCAAUACCUUGCUCUCGAUGUCGGAGGAUCAACAUUGAGGGUUGCCCUGGUGGAGUUGAGGGGUCGGGGAGUAACUGCGAAGGAGAGUGAAAUUAUUCGGAUGGUUAGCUUCAAGAUCACGUCAGAGAUCAAGAAAUUAGAAGGCAUGAGUUUCUUCGACUGGAUGGCAGCUCGAAUAUUCGAAGUUGUUCAUAAAGAUAUUUCGUCUGAAAAAGACUUGAUACCAAUGGGUUUGGCCUGGAGUUUCCCCGUUGAACAAGUGUCAUUGGGAGGUGGACUGCUGCUUGGCAUGGGGAAAGGGUUCCUAGCUACGAAUGGGCUGCUAGGUCAAGAUCUAGGUGAACUCAUUAGAUUUGCCUGCAAGAAACAAGGUCUUAAUGUCCAGCUUACUGCCAUUGUCAACGAUAGCUCAGCAACAUUAUUAUCACAAGCAUAUGUCCACGGAUCAACGCACUUCGGUCUGAUAUUGGGCACUGGCACUAAUAUUGCUGUUCACCUACCUGUAUCGGCCUUUAGUCGUGUCAAGUACGGCAACCGGCCAGAGAGCUGGUUCGAGUUCGCAGAUCACGUCAUCGUGAAUACGGAGUUGGGCAUGUUUGGAAAGGAUAUACUACCUCUAACGCGAUGGGACGAGCUUUUGAAUGCGAACCACCCAAGGCCCGAAUUUCAACCACUUGAACAUUUACUCAGCGGCUUCUAUCUGGGGGAAAUUUGCCGCCACGCUAUAGUCGAGGCGGUCGAGACGACAGGCCUGCUAGGUGGCCAAUUACCUCCAUCGCUAGAGAAACCGUACUCGCUUGAUACUGAAAUACUGUCGAGGAUCGAGGCUGAUACCACACCUACACUUGAAAAGGCUUUGGAAGAUUUCACGACGCACUACCCCUGUGCCACACCGCCCACUAUAUCCGACAUCAAUGCAAUCCGUACCCUCGCUACCUUCAUCUCGCGGCGGUCGGCUGCACUUCUAGCCGCUUCGGUGUUCUCGCUUUGGGAGCUAAGGCAUGAGACAGAAGCGGAGCAAGCCGUUGUGACGCCUAAGCGUGCCCCUUCCAAUGACAGUGCCAUAGUGUUAUCGUGCCCCCCUAUCGAUGAUCGUAUCGACGAGGUCGAGGCUGAGGUCAGUACCAAGGUCGCCUUCAAUGGGUCCGUCAUCGAGCACUAUCCACGAUACCGGGAGACUUGCCAACACUACAUCGAUGAUCUCGUCUCCCGUAGUGAACAUACCGGCUCUAUCGAUCUCGUUCCUGCCCUCGAGAGCUCAAUUCUCGGGGCCGCAGUCGCGAUUGCGUGUGCCACAACUCCUGAAGUAUAGAAGCAAACCAGGGACGAUCUACGUUGUAUAUAGAUGUCAUUAAUACCUUCACGUUGGAUUUUCUUGCUUUGGUGUAAACAAAACCAUAUGCGCACAUAGUUCUACCUGAUGAUAAUGGAGAUGGCGAGAGACGAGCAAGAUAUCAAACUUCUUUUUAUAUUAUGUUACGGAGGUGAAGGAUGUACAGGGGUCGUCGUCUGGUCAUGUGGCAAACGAGCAAGGAGCUUUUCUUCUUUUCUUUCUCCCUAAACGGAAGCAUCUAGAAGGCGUUGGUGGUAGAAGAACAACAUGCAUAAUGAAAUACUCUUGGAAUAAGUGCGAUGCAAGCUGCCACUACAUACAUAUGUAGGUACUAGGCUAGGUACCU
Molecule: messenger RNA, 2298 nt
Organism: Hypoxylon fragiforme
Lineage: Eukaryota; Fungi; Ascomycota; Sordariomycetes; Xylariales; Hypoxylaceae
Product: hexokinase
Exons: 3
Coding region: 276-1931 (551 amino acids)
Biological process (GO): intracellular glucose homeostasis; glycolytic process; glucose 6-phosphate metabolic process
Cellular component (GO): mitochondrion; cytosol
Molecular function (GO): D-glucose binding; mannokinase activity; ATP binding
Source: RefSeq, a predicted model, not a curated record